Molecule: messenger RNA, 1038 nt
Organism: Caenorhabditis briggsae
Lineage: Eukaryota; Metazoa; Nematoda; Chromadorea; Rhabditida; Rhabditidae
Exons: 3
Coding region: 1-1038 (345 amino acids)
Source: RefSeq, a predicted model, not a curated record
AUGGAACCACAACCCAUUCCGAUCCCACCAGCCGCCUUUGUUCUCAACGAAAACACUGAAUCUUCAAUGAUAUCGCAGUGGAAAGAACUGGACACUUCCUAUUCUGACAUUCCGAUGCCAGCUGCGCCUCAUUUGAUGACAGUUGAUCAUGCUUCAAACCACCGCCUGGGUUUAUGUGACGUUGCUCUCCGUGGUCCACGGAAUGUUGUGAUGCCGAAUAGCGCCGAACUAAUUGGAAGUGCUCCACGCCCUGUUCAGAAUUCUCCCAUGCUAAGUCAGCGUGCUCAGGAGCGUGUGGUUUUGCAAAAUAGUAAAGGCGUAAAUCAUGUUGAUUUAUCGAAUGUUACCGAACCAGCUCGACACCCAGGGCAUAGUCAUGGAAUGGUUACUCCCGACCAGAAGAUGCAGAGAAUUGAUGGAUACCACAAUCCAAACAACAUUAAUCAAAAUCAAGAGUACAAACAUUCAAUUUAUGUUCCACUUCAUCCUACUCCAACGAUGCUUGGACUUCCAACUGCUUUUGCUCCGAAAAGUUACAACGGCAUUGCUGAAAUUCUUGAAAAAGCUGAAAAUCCCACCCCAGCAGUGUCCCGGCAGAUGACUGAACAUAAUAAUACUCAGCUGACACCUCAAGACCACAUGAUACAGAGAAAUUAUGAAUAUCAGGAUUCAUUCUACUUCUUCCCACCGCAAACGAACAACUAUCCAAUGCAUGCUCAACUGUAUCCUUCUCCACCGAUUUUUGAAAAUCCUCUUACAACAACAUUGUCUACUGGAGCGGACAAUUUCAUCCUGGAAUGUCUACCCGCGUCACUCAAUACGGUCUCAAAACUCCAUCUGAGGCAUCAAUGGAGAUGUUCGCUAGUCUUUCACAGUGGGGCUCAAACCUCAUGCACGAUUUCUCACAUUUCACCAGCUGGGACGUCAAUCCGUACGAUAUUCAGUACAUGUCUAUUUCUCUCUUUUUCGCCGACUCCUUUCGUUACCGAAUGCAAUCUUGGUUGGCGGACACGAAGCAAUGAUGCGAUUAAUUAUUGA